Physella acuta is the source of this 375-nucleotide messenger RNA. RefSeq names its product protein CDV3 homolog. Gene Ontology annotation, cellular component: cytoplasm. The record is from RefSeq and is a predicted model, not a curated record. Lineage: Eukaryota; Metazoa; Mollusca; Gastropoda; Physidae.
AUGGCAGAUUCAAGUCUGGACGACUUUUUUGCCAAAAAAGACAAGAGUAAAAUGAAAUCUAAACCAAAAUCUGGUGGUGGUGAUGAGGAUGAGGAAUGGAAAGAUUUUGAGGAAGAAAAAGAUAAAGACUUCUCAGGUCUCCCCAUUCAAAAUUUGCAGAUAACUAAAGAACAGGAUGAUAGAGAAGCAGCAGAUUAUAUCGACAAUGGUGAUGAUGAUGUUAGAGAUAACAAGGACAGGCGAGAUGGGGCAUCUGGGGCAUGGAAUAAAUCAAACACACUUUCAACAACAGCACCAGUCCAAGAACAAAUCCACCAUCAUGAGCCAGAUAGGGAAGAAACAACGCCUAAACUCCUGCAAAAUAUUCUUCAGUAA